AUGGACACCUACUGCAAGGAGAUACGGAAGCUCGAGUCCUUCUAUGGCCUCCAAUUCCACCACGUUCUUCGAGAUUACAACGUGGCAGCUGAUUUACUCUCUAAGCUGGGUUCCAAGCGGGCCCUUGUCCCUGCUGGAGUGUUUGUCCAGGCCCUCAACUCUCCCAUAGUCAAGAUCAAGGAGGAACUUCCAACAAAGCCAGAUCUAGUGCCAGCACUAGGUCAGGAAGUGCUCAUCGCCGCCUCUGAUUGGCGAGCUCCAAUCCUUGAUUUCAUCAUCAAUAACAAGUCCUACUCGAAGGACAAGGAGCACGAGUGA
Panicum virgatum (switchgrass) is the source of this 318-nucleotide messenger RNA. RefSeq lists its product as uncharacterized. Bases 1 to 318 code for a protein of 105 amino acids. Lineage: Eukaryota; Viridiplantae; Streptophyta; Magnoliopsida; Poales; Poaceae. The record is from RefSeq and is a predicted model, not a curated record. The transcript has a single exon.